UACCCCCAUCCCCUUCCUUUUCGCCUCGCCACAUCGCAGAGCUCACAGCAAGGGAAGCCACCGCAGAUCUCACCACCACUCCAACACAGUUGGAUCAAGCGAAGCCGCGUAGUGUUUUAGUCCGAUAGAGCGGUGAAGGGAGCCAUGACGGAGCUGUUCGACACGGCCGUGACCAGCCUCCUCCACCUGCCGGAGGUGCUCGACCGCCUCGCCGCCGCGGACGGCGACCGGCGCUCGGGUGGCCACCACGCUGCGCACCACCACGGGCACGCACGCGUCCACGGGCUCGGUGGCGGCGGCGGCGGCGGCGCGCCGGUGGACAUCGUAGAGACCCCUGGCGAGUACACGUUCGUGCUCGACGUGCCUGGCCUCUCCAAGUCCGACAUCCAGGUGACGCUGGAGGAGGACCGUGUGCUGGUGAUGAAGGGCGGCAGCGGGAAGCGGAAGCGCGAGGAGGAGGAGGAGGAAGGGGAGGGGGAAGGGUGCCGGUACAUCCGGCUGGAGCGCGGCGCGACGCCGCGGUCGUUCGUGCGCAAGUUCCGGCUGCCUGAGGACGCGGACACGGGCGGCGUCGCGGCGCGCUGCGAGAACGGCGUGCUCACCGUCACCGUCAAGAAGCUGCCCCCGCCGGAGAAGAAGACCAAGUCCGUGCAGGUCACCAUCGCCUAGAAGUCGGUCGGCGCUGGCAGUGUAGCAGAGUAGCAGUAGAAUCGUACGUAGUGGCAUGGCAUGUUGGGUGGGGUGCUCUUUUGUUCACGUUUGUGCUGAUCUGAUGGUGAAGGUGAGCUCGGGGGUGUGUGACCGUGCUUGGAAUGAAAUGGAAUCGUCGUCUCCAAGUGAACCUGCCCAAGAAUCCAGUUUUAUCUGUUUCGUCCCGUGUCCGUGUCUGCGGUCCAAAUUGAUCGCCGUCUUGAAAUUUGGUUUCAAUCUCAAGAACAAGAAUUCAAAACUA
This is a messenger RNA of Sorghum bicolor (sorghum), 952 nucleotides long. RefSeq names its product 18.6 kDa class III heat shock protein. Bases 145 to 669 code for a protein of 174 amino acids. The record is from RefSeq and is a predicted model, not a curated record. NCBI's taxonomy places the organism in Eukaryota, Viridiplantae, Streptophyta, Magnoliopsida, Poales, Poaceae. Gene Ontology annotation, biological process: protein folding; protein complex oligomerization; response to heat. The transcript is spliced from 2 exons.